UACAGUACCUACCUCGCUAUUGUAUUGUGGUUUUGAAUAACAAAUUAAGUAUAAAGAUGUGGAUAGUUGUUGUGUUUCAAAAUGAUAAUAGUGUUGCUGCGGUACCAACAAACUGGUACAAAGAUGGUAUGUGUGCCUGGCCAAAAAAAGCUGUUAAACACAAAAGUGAUUUGAUUCAAAAUCAGAUUGAACCGACCAGGUCAGAAUUUGACCGCUUUCCAGCCAGGAAACUGAGCUCUUCACCGAUAGAAUCGCUUAAGGAAGCAGAAGAAAAGGCUGCAAAAGGUAUGUUUUCUUCAGACUUGUCAUCGGCCGAAGAAAACAUAACAAAUGACAAUGUUAGUAAAAAAAAAAAAUGUUCCAAAGAUUUCUUUACUAAAAAACAGUCUCAGCCCUUUAAAAAAAAGAGGUCCCUUAGUCCACCACCAAUUUUUGAGGAGAGUUUUGAUGUUGAACAUGCAGAUACAGCCAGCAAAGAUUUGUUAUGGCCAUCACAACAAUAUGAUUUUCCUUUGGCUAGUACUAGUAAAGAUCAGGUCUCAAAUAUUUGUGCUGAUAACAUUGAUUCACAAAUAAUUAGUACACAGUCAUCAAGCACAAAAAGAUCACUACUUUUUACUGAGACAGACGAUAUCAUUGACAAUAACAUAACAUUGGCUACAGGUUUUGAUGAGAAUAUGUUGUUUCAAAGUACACCAAAACCUGAUGCAUCAGUCCAAAUCAAACAUUCAAAUUCAAUUAAUGAUGCAGAGUUUGUUAAUUUUGUUAAAUCAUCCUUAAUAAAUAUGAAAUAUGAUAUGAAACUUCUAUCAUAUUCAAUCGAUUCAUUAAAAACAAUUAUGCAAAAUAUUGAAAUGAACACCUCACACAUUUCUUCUAACAGUGAGCAACAAUAUAUUUCAAAUAUCCAAGAGUUAAAAUGGCCAAUAACAAAUAUGAUCCAAUUAGACGAUAGUGAAAAAUUGUUGACUGACACUCUUAUAAAAAAUAAUGAAGUAGGACUGCUGGCAAGGUUAAUAGGAAAAAGUAUUUCUGAGUCAGUUCGUCGUAUGAUGUCCAGAAUGUUUGAAGAUACAUUUCUCCAAAACUAUUCAUACUUGGGUUUCAAAGGAAAAUGCAAAUUUUCUGGAUUGUGCUGUUGUCAAUUACUAUUCGAUGCUAUAAGAAAAGAAAAAAAAUUCACUGCAACGCCGGACCAAGAGAUUUCCACCAUUGUUGCCAAGUGGUUGGCGCAGGCACCAAACCGAAUUUCAAAAAAAAAAAACAACUCGCCAGCUAACAAUAUAUUAUAA
This is a messenger RNA of Myzus persicae (green peach aphid), 1292 nucleotides long. RefSeq lists its product as uncharacterized. The record is from RefSeq and is a predicted model, not a curated record. The coding region runs from base 57 to 1292 and encodes 411 amino acids. NCBI's taxonomy places the organism in Eukaryota, Metazoa, Arthropoda, Insecta, Hemiptera, Aphididae. The transcript is spliced from 8 exons.